AUGGGACUGGCCUGUGAAAGCGUCGUUGCCGCCCCAGCACCAGAUUUCGCCAACUACCCCUACGAUACCGCGUUCAAUCUCGUUGUGUUCAAUGCAUUCACAGAUUAUUGGGGAAUCAACACCUUUAAAGCCAUCAAAAAAUUGCUUGCAAAUCACACGGAGUUCUACCAAGAUGCAACCACCCAGAAUGUAGUUGUGAACACUGUAAAUAACUGGAACGACAUUGACCUCGACGAACAUGCUGCAUUCACUUCGAAGGACUACAAUGUUGCCGCGAUCAGGACCCAACGCUAUUCCUGUUUCUCCUACAAUGGAUUCUAUCAAAGCCUGACGAAAAUGAUCAUUGACAAAAAGCUGCAAAAGACGACGAUCAAUGUUGUCAGCCAGAAUCCGCCACGCUGGGAAGAGUCGGACGAUUAUCGAGAAUUGAUCUAUCGCGCUAACGCUCAUCAAAUCAAUUUCAUCAUGGUCGAAGACAGCAUCUUUACUCGCUGCGACUAUUUUAAUACGACAUUAGCCGCCGCUGGAAUUUGGCCACUUACCAGACAUACUCAAGGACAUAUGGCAUUGGUUAGAUAUGAUGAGAGUGACGAUACUACGCUCCUCGAAAACCUUUUCCGCCUUGGAACUGGAUAUGAGUUGGUGUCCCAGGCGGCCAGUGAAGAUUGUGGAAUGAAGAACUUCACCCUCGACUUGGACUCGCUAGGAAGCCUCACGGUGCUAACCGUCGUCCAGACCGGAGAACCGACUAAGUCUUUAACCGAUUUAUCUGUGAAUAUCACCGGCCCUGCUCUCAUUUCGACUUCCAAGUCAUUUUAUGGAGAUCUGCAGUUUUUGGAAGUGGAGAGCAUCAACCACAGCAUGGAUGUUGAUGUCCAAUACAAUAAUAUGGGUACAAAGACCUGCGUGGUCAAAACUUAUGUGAAGUCCCCGGAAAGAGUAUUUGCCACUUUCAUCGAAGAUUCUUCCUUGGACAGCGGCACUCCUGUACUCAGUUCGAAUCAACUGGCUUUCGUUGCGCUUCACAAGGGGCGCUCGGACCGACUGAAGACUACACCUGUCAAUAUGAAUAUUUCAACCAUUUCAUCAUCGGAUGGAACUAAGGUGGAUUUGGGCACGAACGGAAUCCGGGCAAGUAAUUUCGAGUGGCUUACAACGAGCCCAUUGAAAUGCGAUGUAGCUGCACGCUGGAAUUGGAUCCAGGCAUCAUUCACUAUCGGGCGGGGAAAUUUCAUCAGAUCAUUCCCGUUUCUAUGCUAUCCUGCGAUUACACCAACCCCAGCCCCGAGUUCUGCCUUCUGGGAUGUGGGAGAAGAAGAAGAAAUGGAGUCGCACAUUGUACAUAGUGAAGCUGCAGAUCCUACCUGCUUGGCCAAGCCGGAACAACUAGCUUUCAAUAACUUAUUUGUUUUUGGCGUUUCGAAUACGGAAAGCGAAAAUUUCGUCCUUGAUCCGGCAACUCUUUUGAACAAUCUCAACAUUAAUUCCACUUCGAAAGUUAUUUUGGCUAACUGGGAUCGAACCACGCCGGCGCUCAUUAGCAACAAAAUGGACGUGAGCAAUGCCCCGGCAGAUUUUUAUCAAAAUUACUCGAUAGACGCUGACAAGCGCAUAGACGAUGCUGCCGAAACUAGACUUUUUGCGACACUGUUACAGGAAUUGGUUACAACAAUUGGCACCGCAGAAGAAAACGCAUUUUUGACACUGCUGAUCGGUGACAGACUUCCGCCCAAGGAUGCUUUCUUGGAGUUUAAAAAGACUGCAACUUUUGCCACAUUAGUCAAUCAGGGACAUCGAGUCUUUGCGUUUAUGCGGACUUCAGUCGUUGACGGAGAAAAAUACAAUUCUCGUGAUACUGACCCACUAAACAGCCUCACCGCAACCACGAACGGUCACUUCAUUACAAUUGACGAAGGUGCCUAUAACGUCAGAGAUUCGUCGUUCGGGAAGCUGAUAACGUGGCUUAACAACAAUUUGCUUAACUCCCGACUUUUAUUGACGAGCAACACCCCGACGCUGGGUGCGAUUUCACUGCCGGCAUUGACGCUAUCCUCGAACGUAUCAGUUUUUGUCACCGCCACCGCUCCAGUGUACAAGAAUGGCGAAUACGAGUGCUCGAGUAUGGGAUUGCGCAUUGCAGAGAAUCAAGCGAUCGGGCUGACAAGAAUGGAUGGAACCAACUUCUGGAUGGGCAAUGGCUCUAUUUUGAGUGGCACAUACCCGGUUUGUUAUUGGACUGAUUGUAUGGUGCCAUUGAACAUUAGAAUAUGGACGACCGCGGUCCCUGCUUCGUUGCAGUUUGCUGGCUUUGGGGGGCCAAUCCUUACGCCAAACAUUGAUGACGGCUACACAGCACGCCUGGCUGUCGGCUUUGCCAAUCCGGAUCAGGCCUCUGUCUCCAUAGUCCAAUGCAAUAAUCAACCAGGAACACUCCUAGGACGCCAACAAGAUGCCGUGAACCAGGAUGCAUCGAUCAAAGAUGGAGCAAAUUGCACCAACGCUCGAUUUUACCCAUUCUUCUGCGAAACUGUCCUAAAGGAUGGGUGUUCACCAGAUUUUGACGGAAUUUACUACGCUCAGUUUGCUGUAAAAACGGCUGAUGGAAAUGCAGCGCACUUUACGAGACCGUUUGUGUGUCGCGAUUUCAAAAAUGAGACGGCUGCUCCCGGAUGCAACCAGACGGAUGGUGACGGAAAUAUCUAUUGCUCAUCGAACAACCCCACAGGACCUUAUUAUCGAGGGCGACAAGGGAAAGUGGUUGACUGUUUGAAAAACGGGUACAAUAUCUGGCGGGACGAUACGUAUCCUUGCGAAUGCAGCGGUGCUAGCGGUGAAUCCUGUGAAAACGGUUCGUUCCUCGUCAUUACUUCAGCAAUAACCGCAUGGCAACCACUCGGUAAAACUCCGGAAAAAGGGUUGACGCUCGUUUAUUAUUAUGUGGACUCUUCGCAAACCGGCGGCAAUUCUAACAAUCGCACAACUGCGGUUUCGACAAACAGUACUUUGAACGAUUUCUAUAAGCAAUUGCAGUUGUCGAACCAACAGUUUCGGGAUAUCCUUUACAGCGGAAAACCAGUAUCGUUGGCUUAUCAAGACAGCUUGAGGGAAGGUGCGCAGGCUACUUUCUUGGCUGAAGCUGGCGAUAUUUUGGCCUGGAGCGCUCCGGCCUCCUACCAGCUCAAAAUUUUUUCGAAACUUUGUACUGGCGAUGAGGUGAACACUCCUGCAGAGACAAACGCAUUCUAUAAAUUUGACAUCUCGGAGAAAUAUUGCGUCAGGGCGGCAACAAAGGAUCUCACCUCAUUGGUUCUGCUUUCCUCCGAAGCCCAUGGUUUCAAGGCGGGAUUUGUGAAAACAUGGAAUGACGAUUAUAUCAAUGCCGUUGCCACCACCGGGACAACACAUGGUCCCUCAUUGAUGGUGACACUCGAUCGACCAUACACUUUCACAAAUACGGACCCGACAGCCCGGAAUUCAAAGCGACAGAACUGUACAUCGAAAACUGUGACUUAUUCGUUGAAACAACUGACUUCGACUGGAUACAGCAAUAUUUUGCUAAAUAUCCUAGACGGUGAUGGCAACCAGAUGGCUCAACGAUUUGUGCCAUUUGCAGUGACUGAUCAGAUUGAUUGUGGAAAAGGAACCUUCGAUUCUAGUACGGGAGGUUGUAUAUGCCCACCUGAUCAGACCGGAGUGGACUGUUCACUACCUGCAUGCGAAAAUGGAAAACCAGGGACCUGGGGAACCACUUGCAAUUGCGAUGGCAUGAGGACUGAUUGUACGACACCCUGGAACGUCCUCGGCGAUCCCACAAAAACUGAACGAUGGAAC
Messenger RNA from Mesorhabditis spiculigera, 3831 nucleotides. NCBI's taxonomy places the organism in Eukaryota, Metazoa, Nematoda, Chromadorea, Rhabditida, Rhabditidae. The record is from the annotation of a GenBank genome assembly.